GUCCGAGAAGCUCCGUUUCUUGGCGAAGCGGAGGAAGAGAGAGGGUUCGCUUCCUGGAGCCCGAAGCGAGACGAGAGAGGGUUCGCUUCUUGGAGCCCCAAGCGAGACGAGAGAGAACAAGAGGGGGAGAGGGAGGGGGGAGGAAAGAGAGCGAUUGAGGGGGCGGCGGAUGGUAGGGGAGAGAGAUAUGGAGGAGAAAACGAGGAAUCAGAUGAUGCAGAACCUCUUCGGCGAUCAAUCCGAAGAGGAGGAGGAGGAGGCGGAGGAGGUCGAUUCCGAGCACGAGGCCGCCGCCAACCAUUCCGAUUACCCCUCGGAUGAGGGGGAGGGCGAGGCUGAGAUCGAUGGUGAAGGAGAAGGUGAAGGUGAAGGGGAAGGUGAAGUUGAGGGGCAAGGUGAAGUUGAAGUGGAAAGCGAAGCUGAAGCACAUGACAUAGAUCUUGACAUGGGAGAGAGUGAAGCGGAAAGGGUUCAGAGUUCUCCAGAAAGAGAAAUUAGUGACCAAAGGAUGGAGAGUGAGGCAAAAGAUGCUGAAAGUGAAGAAGAAGGCUAUGGGCAAAGAGUAGUAACAAGCAGGAGACGAGAAGUAGUCGCUAGUGAAUCAGAGGGAUCUGAGGGUAAUCAUUAUGCUGAUCAUGAUAAUGAAGAUGUGGAGGUUGCUUAUGCAAGGAAGCCCAGCAGGUCAAUUGAUGAGCAAAAAGAUCAUGAAGUUGUUCGUGAUGUUUUUGGGGACUCUGAUGAGGAAGAGCCUGCUGAGUUUGGUGCUCAAGAUGAAAUCGAGCAAGAUUCACAUAGAUCUCCUAUGGAGGAGGAAGGUAGCUAUGAGAAAGGUUUGAGACCGGAGGACAUAGUGCCCGAUGAUGAUGGCCAGUAUGAGUGGGAAGAUGAGAAUCUUGAAAAGAAACCAAAGGAGAAACCAGUUGGCCCACCAUUGGAAUUGGAUAUUCCACUGCAUCCUCCACCAGGUCGACCUGAAAGAAUGAACAUGAUCAAGGUAUCUAACAUCAUGGGCAUUGAACCAAAACCUUUUGAUCCUAAAACAUACGUAGAAGAGGAUGUGUUUGUGACAGAUGAAUCUGGAGCUAAGAAACGUAUACGCCUAGAGGACAAUAUCGUGCGUUGGAGAGCUGUCAAGAACCGUGAUGGCACAACCUCUUAUGAAAGCAAUGCACGUUUUGUAAGGUGGGAAGAUGGAAGUCUGCAAUUGCUGAUUGGUAAUGAAGUUCUUAACAUAUCUGUGCAUGAGGCAGAUCACGAUCAAAGCCACCUAUUUCUUCGGCAUGGAAAGGGAAUCUUGCAGUCCCAAGGAAGGCUUUUACGGAAGAUGAGAUUUAUGCCAUCUUCUUUAUCAUCAAAGUCUCACCGUUUACUGACCGCUCUCGUUGAUUCACGUCAUAAGAAGGUUUACAAAGUGAAAAAUUGUAUUACUGACAUUGAUCCAGAGAGAGAAAAAGAAAAGAAGGAAAGGGUUGAAGGCCAAACAAUUAGAGCUAAUGUACUUCUUCAGAGGAAACGUGAAAAAGUAAACCGCAAGUACACACAAACUGUGAGCAGAGGACGGCAGCUUUCUCCAGGGUUUUUGGAGGAGGCACUAGAUGAGGAAGAUGAGCCUGAAGACUAUUACAGUUCUCACCGGGCAGCUUCAGCUCGUUAUCGUUUUGAGGAAGAUAUGGAAGCAGAAGCACAGGCUGAGAAGCGCAUAAUGAAUGCAAAGAGAUCAAAUAUACACAAAAAUGUCCCUCGCAAACCAUCCUUGCCCACAGCUCGUCCAGCAAGGCGCCAGGUAGAGGAAUAUUCAGAGAGUGACAGGGAGGAAUCUGAAUAUGAAAGUGAUGGUGAGGAUAUUGAGAGGUCACCGGCACAUACAAGGGAGGAUGAGGCAGACCAUGAAGAUGAAUAUGAGGAGGAUGAGGCAGAUGAAGAAUCCCUAGGUGCAAAUUCUGCAUCCGAAGAAGAUGAAGAUGAGGAGCCAAGGAGAAAGAUCAAGGAAACUGGAAGCAGCAGUCUGAAACGCAAGGAGAUAGAAUUAGAUGGAGAGUCUCCUCCACGAAAGACAACAAUGCAUCGUAGAAAGGCAGUUGUCUUUGACAGUGAUGAAGAGUGAGCGCAGGAGUUGGCACUGGCGCCGCUAAUUGAUGGAGGUGCUCUAGGCGCUGGUGGGAGGGCACCUCUGCAUUGUCUGAGAUGACAACUCCAUCCGGACUUGUUGCACAAUGAAGCGUAUAUUUCACCUUCUGCACCAUUUUUACUUUGUUUCGUUUUUUAAGCUAGAAAGAACUGGUGCUCGUCACCUUGAGGAACUUGGGGGCCUUGAAUCAAUACACCAGAUAUAAUGGUUGAACAAGUUGUUUUUCUACUUAUAAUCAUGAUGAUCAUUGUGUAUUCUAAGCCCAGUCUACUUAUAAUUAUGAUGAUCACUGUAUACUCUAAGCCCAAUGUCAGCCUUUGGGAGAUUCAUGAGAUUCGUCCUGUAAUGAUUUCUAGUAAGGUGGAGCCCGGAUUUAAUGAUGC
This is a messenger RNA of Phoenix dactylifera (date palm), 2511 nucleotides long. Its product is annotated as protein LEO1 homolog. The record is from RefSeq and is a predicted model, not a curated record. Gene Ontology annotation, cellular component: nucleus; Cdc73/Paf1 complex. Gene Ontology annotation, biological process: positive regulation of transcription elongation by RNA polymerase II; transcription elongation by RNA polymerase II. Gene Ontology annotation, molecular function: RNA polymerase II C-terminal domain phosphoserine binding. NCBI's taxonomy places the organism in Eukaryota, Viridiplantae, Streptophyta, Magnoliopsida, Arecales, Arecaceae.